CUGCCACGACACUAGCCAAUCAAGCUACCCUUCAAGUAGAAUUAUGUCCCCCUGAUUUUUAACACCCUGAUUCCCGUUUUGGUGACAUUCACAUUCUGCAAAAACCAACAACCUGCGCAUUUCUACCAGUAGGUCAACAAACAUCUGCACAUCAUUACUACCGCAUAUACCCUUAUUUCUACCAAAUAAUUCCAUUCUCAGUGUAAAGAAGAAAGAAUGCCUUCGACCAUGUCUUCUACCCAUUUUUCAUUUCCAAUGAAUACUUUGAAAGAACGCGACUUCUUUUCUAUUUUCGGAAAAAUGUACAAAUUCUUUUGAUCAUUUUCAGAUGCAAAAAUUAGGCCCUGAAGCAGCUCCGGGUUUGGUUUCCAGUGAAGAUCUUCCCUUGCCUCCGUGCAGCACAACGACGCAAGCAGGAACAGUUUUUGCGGAAGAACAUAGGAGGCACCGAGACGUAGAAGUACACGAGGGCACCAUCACGACCCAGCUACUACCCCCGAGUUUAAGUGCCCUACCACAGCACCCGACCACUGAGACCGAAGGAGCAACCAGCCUUGUCCCAUCUUUUGUCGUGGUCGACAGCCCGUGUCUUCCUCGUCCAAUAUGUUCCUCAGCAAGGAUCUGUUUGAAGAUGACGUAAAGCCUCUUAGUGGACAGGUACCAUUUUCAUCGGUUCUGCUGCAUCGAAAUGAGACAGAAAACUGGUGGUGGCUAGAAUUCUGUUCUUGCUGAUCCUGAAUGGAAAUCCUUGAACUUAUGCAACAUCGAAUAAAAUAAAAUAAAACAAAAGCAAAACAUCUUUAGCGCUACAAUCGAGAGAAUAGCGAGGGUAUUAAUAUUAUGAAUUUUCAUCAUGAUCAGGAACACAACUUCCAGCUUGACCAGAAAAACGUGUACAGAGAGGGAGAGCAGCAGGGUUAUGCCUAUAACAUUGAGGACUACCAGAGCAAGGAUCCAUAUAUUGCAAGAGCGAACUGGAACUUCAUUGAGAGAAGUCUACCGACAACCGCCAGUACUGAGAACGGUGAGGACCAACGGCCGGUGCCAAAUAACUCCGACGAGUUGAUCCGCGGUGUAUCGUCCGACGAGGUUCUCACCCCGGACGAGCAAUUUCGGAAGCUGAUGCUGAUCUCGGAUUACAGGGAUAAAGAGAACGUCUUUCCGCCCGCCCCACGCCCACUGACUGCGCCGGUAGUCCUCACAGGUGAGACGGCCAUGAGCGUCGUGGAUGUGGGGGCGCGAAACGACAAGAAGGGUGGGGCUUCAACAAUUCCGAUCAGGCACCAUAGGAAGACAAAAAUUUUGGCGGACCACAGUGGACGCUCUACAACUCCGCGACAGGAAGAUCGUUCUAGAAACUCCGCUUUUCUCUUCGUGGGCGAGCAGCAAGACACAGAUCUGGAUUUGGACAAUGCUUUGAACAAUGAACUCGCGAAAUUGGAUCGGGAUUUCGACAAAGCCACGCGACAGAGGGAGCUGCAACGACAGGCGAAAAAUAACAAGUUGGGAAACAACAGUAGUAAAAAUGGAAAUGCGAUCAAUCCCCGUGCCGCGGCGCCGCGCUGGCGCGCCGCGGAAGCACGAGAGCGGGUGAGGGCAGGAAUUAUGAAUGAGUCUUCAACAGCUGCAACAUCGCCUCAGAGGGAGGAAAUAGAGAGCCAAAGUGGUGCCAUAGUGGUACCAAAAAGCAGAGAGCGACGGCGAAGCCAAUACGAUUCGCUGCGAGGACCAGGCUCCGCGUCUGGGAACGAUCGUGGAAGGCCAACGUCGGCAGGAGGGCGCAUGACACCGAGAAUCCAGGGCCCCUCGCCUGAAUACUACCGAGAGCUAAUGGGAGUGGAUAUGCAGCAGACGGGAUCGGGAAUGCUGAAUACAGAGCCUAUCAUAAACUACGCGCAGAUGGAUAUGGAUGAAAUGGAAAUGGACCCGGACCCGCCACAUGACCAAGAACAUCAUAUCUUCACUUACCAGGAAAAUGAUAUAAUUGUUAGUGAAGGCCAACAAGGAGCACCCAUACUCGAGCUUCAGCUCGCAGAAGAGAUAGAAGAGGCUCGACGACAGCAGCUGUUGCAGUCGAAUGCAGGAAUAUACUCUUCGCCGUAUGCGAAUUAUUCAAGCAAUAGUGGCCCAGCACAGGUUCCAGCAUCGAGCGGAGCCGGAGGCGCGGGCGUCUCGUCGUCCGUGGGUUUACCACAGUAUGCGGGCGGCGGCUCGGUCGGCAGUACCAGCUACCGCGGGGAUGGGGAGGAUGCGAUGACGAGGCAGCAGAAGCUGCAGCAGCAGCGGGCAAUGAUGCAGCGCAAGAUGGGCGGAGGCGGAGCGGUCACGCAAAGCUAUGGGCUGGUAAUGAUUUGAUACUGAUACACCGGCUUUUACAGUAGUUUUUAUGUGCAGUUUCUUUCACUUGGCACCACUCGUCUCACUUUUUUAUUUUUGAUAAUAUCCACAGAUCCGUUCGAACCAAGGAUUCGGUGGGAAUCAAGGGUUGAGUCCAGAAGAGCCAUCACAACCGAGGCGAAAAAGUACAGCAGAUCUCUUCGAGGUACCGGAACCAACGAGGCCCAGUUUUAGUGAGGUAUAUUGAGUUCUUUGUCGUGUCGUUGAACUGCAUCUAUCAUAUGUGCCGUGCAGCAGCUUUUUCUGCAUUGCACGUUUUGAAUUUUUUGCACAUUUUUUCCGUCGUGGGGUGGCUGGUUUUAUCUAUAUCACUCCCUUGCACUAGCAAGAAAGAACAUCAGAAGAACACUAACACUUCAAGAACUCGGUGGUUUUUAUUUACCCAGGACCCACCAGCACCACCCCCGGACCCGAGCACAGCCGGAACAACAUCAUCCACCUUCGACAAUAACGCCUCUGGUGCUCCCGCCGCUGCCACGAUUCUGUCCUCCGCACCCAGUUGCGAAGUAGAGGUCGACACCACUUCCGAUGUAAUCUCCGAAGCGGGUAGUGACUUUAACGAGAUGAAUCCGCAGUUUCACGGCGGUAACAGCGACGCGCCCGUCGCCAUUGAUGAUACGGAGCUCCCGGUGGUGGAAGCCGUAUCCCCCGUGCAGCUGCAGAACGACCAUCUCUCACCAAAACACACGGAGUACCAGCUGCAAUCGAGAGGUAUUUGAUCUUCUUCUUGACGGAAUGUGUGAAUUUGUGAUGGUAUGUAUGGCAUUAGCAUGAUUACAUUACAAAUGAAAUUUGUAUUGCGGAUUUACCUUGAUCGGACUAGACUUGUAAUGCAUAAACGUAAAACUACGAUAAGGUCUCGCUAGUGUGUUCGACCCGUGCGCGUCCACCAACACGCAAAGCGGGAGCUUGUAUAGCGGCGGCGGCAACCCCAUGGGGGACCCGCUCGCAAACUCCCUGUCCCUCGGCGCAAGGAGAUUUUUGCCCUCGAUGAUCGGGCCGAGCUUGCCCCAGUUCCUGAUGAACAGACUGCCACGGGGAGUUUUGAUGGAGUGCUACGUGACGCGAUCUGGAGGUUUAGCGAGCAAGUUUUAUCCGAAGUACAAGAUGUUUACGGAGCAGGGGGCGUUUUUCCUCAUGUCUUCCCAGAAACGAAAGAAGAACAAGACAAGUACUGAUUGGAAUUUCAAUUUGAUAUUUUGUUGACGCUGCAGUGCCUAAAAUGUCAAUGCACAUGUGUACACGGCGGGAUGAACUACUGUGCUGUAUGACAAAUAUGUACAACACAAUCACAAACAGGCUCGAAAGAUAAACGAAACAAAAAAAUAUCUUUCAGGUAACUACUGCAUUUCCAUGGGCGAGAACGACCUAAAUCCGCAGGGUGUGAACUGUUUGGGAAAGUUACGAAGCAACUUCAUGGGCAGCGAGUUCGUGGCUUACUCAAACGGCCUAAACCCAAACAAGGGCGGCAACCGCAGGCCAGAAGAUUACAGGGAAGAACUCUGUGCCAUUACCUACAGCAGCACCAUAUGGGGUAUAGGACUUGUUUUCCGGCGUUGUAAGCUCCUUGAUUUUUUCAUCGGAAUUAUGGCGUGACAAAAGAUAAAGAUUUGGUGUUGAAUGACAGCCCUUUCCAGCAUGAUCUACUACUUCCACAUGAAGUGUAUCAACACAUACCGAGCGUAUUAGAGCUCCGGACCUACUAACACGGUUUACCGCAUUUAUAUUUUUCUUCCACUUCAUCCACAUGAUGUCUUCGUAGACCUAGACCAGAGGAGUGAAGAGAAAACAAGCUACGAGCGAUUUACUUCAUGAUCAACAUGUUGUCGAUUUUUUUCUUUUUCUCAAAAAGGACGGCUAUCCGUUACAGGGAAAAAACCGCGUGGGCCGCGCCAGAUGAACGUGAUCAUUCCCAUAUCCUGAGUAAAAACGUACCCACACCAUAGUCAAGAUGGGGAAUCGGCUAGACAAAUCCACAAGUUUUGGCUGUUUUGCAUCACAAAUUUGGAUUCGUAGUGUAGUGCUGUUUGAGCUAGCUCAGCAGCAUCACAGACCUAGCAUACCAUGCUGAUUGGAGCAUGACAAAUUGCAAAACACGACUAGAAACUGCUUCUCGUGGGGCUCCGCAUGAGAAACAUUUUCAGCAUGCAGAUUUGCAUUACAACUAUGGUGUGGGUACGUUUUUACAUAGGAUAUCCCAAGUUGCGCCAGCCCGACGACCAACCCAUCGUGUGCCGGCCACUGCUAUCAAAAGUAAAAGUGUCUGGGUCUGGAAACUUGUGAUGCUGGGUGGAGUCUCAUGAUGAGGCUACAGAUGCUGGCUCAGCAUGACAAGUUUCUGAGCUCCUAGGUGUUGCCUAUUCUGCAUGACAAACUGCGCUUCUGCAUCACAGAAAAGCGGAGCUCUUGGGUAACGUGCAUGACAGAUUUAAGAGUCAUGCCAGACAAGCAUGACAAACAUGAAUUCUUCCAGACCCAGACAUUUUUACAGUUGAUAACUGCAUGCGAACGACGCCGGAUUGCUUUCUGCUGCGAAGUCGUUUGGGGUCGUACCCGGGGGUGGAAGUAGUUCAUCUUCAAACGGCGCUCCCUCCGCUCCGCCUAGUGGCACGAACGGGUUCCAGCCGAAUACCACCGCACAGGGGAACGUCAUGAUGCAACCCAACGGCGCCAUGCAGCAUCUUUCAGGAGUAGACGGCGGGAUGAGUAGUUCCGCUCACCAUAGUUACAACAACGCGAACAACCCGUUACAGCAACUACACCAAGCCCCUAUCGACGUGUACCAAAACAAAGCGCCGAAGUGGAACGACCAGCUUGGGGCCUUCGUGUUGAACUUCAACAAGCGCGUGACGCAGGCCUCGGUGAAAAACUUCCAGUUGGUUUCCGCCCACGACCCGGACACGGUUUUAUUGCAGUUUGGCCGCGUGGGAAAGGACACGUUCAACAUGGACUUCCGGUACCCACUGAGCCCCUAUCAGGCGUUCGCGAUUGUCCUCUCCAGCUUCGAUUACAAGUUGUGCUGCGAGUAGAAGAAGCAGGACGAAUAUUUUGGACAAAAGCGGCCUGUCGAUGCUCAGUGUAAGUGUUGAUGUGUGAGUGCAGCUCGCGGUGCUUGCGGCAAACCAACGGGAAUAAACAACUGGGGUAUCUUCAGAUGCGACGUUUACGAGGAACUCCCCGACCUCGUCACCGACGUCGUUUUUAAUAUGGGCGUGAGUUUUGUAACAGUGAAAAGUAAAAGAUUAAAACCAGUGUAGCAGCGCUUGUCAAAAAAUAAACCAGGCAUGACUAUCGGUUCCACGGACAAGAAAAAAAAAAUGAGCCAAUCGAAGGUAGAUAGAUCAAUCGAAUAAUAUAUGCAGACAGCACAUAAUCAUGGGCAAUGGCAAUCGCGUAUCGACGAUCAAUGGUAAUGGCACAAAACACCAAGAGCAACAGAGAACAAGGCAGAGCCGGUAGUUCUCGCAGUAGG
Molecule: messenger RNA, 5869 nt
Organism: Amoebophrya sp. A120
Lineage: Eukaryota; Dinophyceae; Syndiniales; Amoebophryaceae
Source: the annotation of a GenBank genome assembly